This is a messenger RNA of Lethenteron reissneri (Far Eastern brook lamprey), 3797 nucleotides long. RefSeq names its product ADP-ribosylation factor-like protein 4D. The record is from RefSeq and is a predicted model, not a curated record. Gene Ontology annotation, molecular function: GTP binding; GTPase activity. NCBI's taxonomy places the organism in Eukaryota, Metazoa, Chordata, Hyperoartia, Petromyzontiformes, Petromyzontidae.
GUCUGGGAGAGGGGGACACCGCGGCGGACAAGGGGACACCGCGGCGAGGAGAGGGGGUCACUCCAGGCGGAGAGGGGGUCACUGGCCUGGGAGAGGGGGACACCCCGGCGAAGCCGAAGCUCCCGAGAGGGAGUCGUCUCCUCCUGCCUGACGCCGCACAGCCCGGAGCCGUCAUGGGGAACAGUCUGAGCGGCGAGGGCGGCACUGCCUCCUCGGCGCUCCCGUCGCUGGGCCUGGGCGCGCCCCUGCACGUCACCCUCCUGGGGCUCGACUCGGCCGGCAAGACGGCGCUGCUCUACCGCCUCAAGCUGGGCGAGUUCCUCCACACCACGCCCACCGUGAGCUUCAACACCGAGCGCCUGCGCCUGCAGGUCGCGGAGCCGUCGCCACCACCGGCAGCGGCGGCAGCGCUGGCAGAAGCGCCGCCGGACGAGGUCAACGAGACAAACGACUCUUCUGCAGGCAGCUACGAGACUUGCACCUCCGCCGCGGAGGCCGGCGGUGACCCCGGGAUGAAUUCGGGGCCCGCGGCCUCCACCGAAGUCAGCUCCUCCUCCUCCGACGACGACGAGGAGGAGCCCCCCGACGCGGCGUGCCGCGUGGCACAGCACGCUCCGGGCCUCGCCGUCUCCUUCCACUUCUGGGACGUGGGCGGGCAGGAGAAGCUGCGGCCGCUGUGGCGCUCGUACGUGCGCGGCGCCGACGGGCUGGUGUUCGUGGCGGACGCGUCGGACCCCGAGCGGCUGGAGGAGGCGCGGUGCGAGCUGCUACGCGUGUCGCGGCUGCCCGAGUGCCAGGGCGUGCCGGUGCUGGUGGCGGCCUCCAAGAGCGACUUGCCGGGAGCGCUGCCGGCCGACGAGGUGGGGCGGCGCGUGGGCGCCACUCAGCUGUCGCCCCACACGGCGUGGCGCGCGCAGGCGGUGAGCGCGCGCACCGGUGCCGGCGUGGCCGAGGCGCUGCACCAGCUGCACGAAGUGAUCGCCGAGGGUCGCCGGCUGGCGAGGAUGCACAAGCGCAAGCGGCCGCGGUGAUGCGUGGACCCCAGCGCUCACCGCGGCCACCGCUGGGUGCUGCCUCGUGGAACCAGGAUUUCAUUUUAGCCUGGUCGUUCCUUUUGGCUUGGCGAACCGAAAAAUAUUUCUACACCCAGCACACCGCAUCCAGUAAAACUUUCGCUAUGGCUGUGGCUAAAACUCACACGCCACCUUCUCAAGCCUAUUAAUGACCCGGAAAACAUCUCCACACCCAACGCACCGCAUCCAGUCUACCUCUCGCUAUGGAUGUGCCUACAAUUCAGUGAGAAAAUGAAGCCCCGCGCGUGACUCUAAACGUGGACCCACGACGGAUUCACGGUGCGUGGUCUGGGUGCGUGCGAGCGUUUGGGGUGCACAUGUAUGGUGCACUGUACAACUGUGUGGACAUUUUUUUUAUUUUGUAAAUACAGUGCGUAAUUGAACUGUAAUUUCAUAUGCAGGUUUUCUAGUGCGUGCGCACGCAGAGUGACUGAGCGUUGUGUGGCCAGGGUGUAAAGUGACACGGCGUCGUCUAUUGCUGUGAAGAACCGGCGUAGGGAGUUUAUUUUUGCCAGCCCUAUGUUUUGCUUCUUGUUGAUUGAAGCUGCGGCAAUUUGCACACGAAGAAUGCCUCGAUUCACUUCGAGAUGGGUGGUGGUGGUGGUGGCGGUGCACUUGGUCACAGCGAGCAACACCGCGACGUUCCUGGUUGAUAAUCUCGUGGCGUUGGCGGUUGUGGUCGACUGUUCUGUGCCACCAACAAUGUAUCUUUCAAAUCGGCAGCGUUUCUGGCACCAUUAAUAAUAAUGCUUGUAACCUUUGACCUAAAAGAGACUUUUAAUUAUUUCUGAGAAAAGUCUCCCUGAGUCUCAGGAUUGUUGAACGGAUCGUCCUGCCUGGAAUGCGUGGCUCAUCCUUUCGUGAGGAGUGUGGUGGGCCUAUGAUCCGAGUCAACGUUUCAGGCUCGUGCCGAGUGUUCUCUCUCCUUGCAGCAAUAAAUGCCCUUCCCACGGUCGCACGCUCUGAGUGCGAGUCCGAUGGCUGUCACGUGCUGUCUGUGGAAUCGUGUCGAUUAUGCGCACUUUACAGAAUUUCUUAUUUUUGGCGGACGUGCAAAUGAGAUGAUGCAAUUGUCCGCAGAAGCUGAAACCAUACAUUGUACCACACGUGUAAUUUCUUUAAUCGCAGCAUUCGUUUACAAUCCGUUGCCACUGUCUUGUGGCAUCAAGUUAUGGUUUUGUCGACCGUUUGCCUGAAUUAUCCGGCAAAGAGCAGCCAGACAAUGCAGGCAAACAGCACCACAAGGCUGCUGCCCGCGAAGUCAUCAAGUGCACGUCUCGCGCAUACAAACGUCACGCCACAUUCGUGCAGAGCUGCAGGAGCUGCAGGGUCGCACGCCGGGAUGCACUCUUCCGCCAAACACAAUGCUCCGCCAGCGCUGUUGUGCGUAUAUAUAUAUAUAGCAACGGGGUCGCUAAAAUUACCCGAUUGUUGUGAAAAAAGGGGUUCUUCCUAUUGUAUACAGUUAAUACAAACAGGUCGCUUACAAACGGGGGAAAUGAGCGGAUCCGGCGGGCGAUGCAUUUGCUGCCGUCGCUGCGGCUGCUGCUGUCACUGCGCGAUGGCCGUCCGAGCCGGCGCCUGUGGACGCUGCUGCAGGUGUUUCCACGCCGUCUGCCGGGCUCGUGAAGGCCGCUCGUGUUUGUUUCGCACCCCGCGGGGAACGCGAGGGGGAUACGAACGAAGGGGUUGGGCGCUGGAGGAAAUGGGAGACCCCCGUGGAGGUUUUUGCUCAUGGGCUCGCGGUAGAUGACUGUCAACUGGCGUCCGUUUGGCAAAGGGGAAAUUUGUAAGCUAGGAAAUGGUCGCGUUCCCGACGAAUUGCAGCAGUGACAUUGGUGGACUGGAGUUGGUGAGAUUGGUAAAUCUCAAAAUGGGAAUAUUGACACAUCAGCUGGCCUGCCGUUGACACGCGGGGGCUGUGGUCAGAUGUGUAAUGCAUCUUGGGUCUAAUUUUUGCGUUGGUGUAAAGGCAGCCUCAGACAUGAUUUGUCAUCAAAUUGUUGAUGUGUUUUGUCGAUUUGGCCACUUUUCUGCCACAAGAACCGAUUAUAACCACUUUCUCACCAUGACAUGAACUAUCAGUGACAUGUUUCACGUCCAAAGCAGUCAAAAGUGAAAAACACGAAGCUGAAAACGCCAUGAGAAGUGAUUCGUGGUGCAUCCGGUACCUGCUGUGGUUUCUCUGCCUGGGAGGACGUUCGGUCGUGCGCGCAUAAAUCAACAACCGCAACAACUUUGCAUUAUCGGCGUGUGCUUUAUUAUUAUUAUCGAGAAUUGCACGACACUCAAGCUUUAGGGCCGAGCUGGAAAUAACAAUGUUUUAUUCGCAAUCAAAAAUGCCUGCAGCGUUCUGCUUUCUGCAAAGCUUCGCGGUAAUGGGCCUUUGCUCUUUGUGUCGCUGUACACAGCCGUGCGCGUGGUGAUUUUUCGCCUGCAGAAAGAAAGUCACUUUAGCUGAGCCGCGCAGGCCUCUGCCGCUUGGACGCAACUCAAACGUGAAGCGUGGCGAAGAAGGCCCGUGCCGUGCGCCGCGCGAUUCCGGGCGUGAAGAGGUGAAGAGCACGCACGCAGCAGGACGCGCCGCAAAUAUGCGGCGCUGUCAGUGGGAGCAGACGUGGCAGUCAUACAGUGGCAGAACUGGUUCCAUGAGAGUCUUGCCUGGUCUGGUAUUUUCGGUUUGUUCAAAGAGAAUGUUUAUUAAACGAUGUGGUUAUAUCUCUC